This is a messenger RNA of Cololabis saira (Pacific saury), 4928 nucleotides long. RefSeq names its product tensin-3-like. Gene Ontology annotation, molecular function: protein binding; phosphatase activity. NCBI's taxonomy places the organism in Eukaryota, Metazoa, Chordata, Actinopteri, Beloniformes, Belonidae. The transcript has 26 exons. Gene Ontology annotation, biological process: dephosphorylation. The coding region runs from base 9 to 4124 and encodes 1371 amino acids. The record is from RefSeq and is a predicted model, not a curated record.
AGAGAUUCAUGAUGGAGGAGGGAUAUGAGCUCGAUCUCACCUACAUCACGGAGCGCAUCAUAGCCGUCUCCUUCCCCCGGGGCUGCUCGGAGGAGAUGUACUCGCACAACCUCAAGGACGUCACACGGAUGCUCAAGUCCAAGCAUGCAGACAAUUACCUGAUCAUUAACCUGUCAGAGAGACGACACGAUCUCUCUAAAACGAACCCCAGGACACUGGAUACAGGUUGGCCAGACCUACAUGCUCCCCCUCUGGACAAGAUCUGCACCAUCUGUAAGGCCAUGGAGAGCUGGCUCAAUGCUGACCCUCUCCAUGUGGUCGUUAUACACUGCAGGGGGGGCAAGGGUCGAAUCGGUGUUGUCAUUUCAUCCUUUGUGCAUUUCACUGACGUGUCAGCCAGUGCUGAUCAGGCGUUGGACCGCUUCGCCAUGAGGAAAUACUACGAUGAUAAGGUCUCAGCUCUGAUGACACCUUCGCAGAAACGAUAUGUUUGGAUCCUCAACAGUUUACUGAGUGGAUCCAUGAAGAUCAACGCCUCCGCCUCGUUUCUGCACUGCGUCUUACUUCACGGGAUACCCAACUUUGACGCCACUGGAGUGUGUCGCCCAUACAUCAAGGUCUACCAAGGGAUGCAGGCGGUUUACUCAUCUGGUGUCUAUCAUAUUGGUCCCGGCCACAGAGACCGUGUGUGCAUCACCCUGGAGCCCGCCCAGCUCCUGAAAGGAGACAUCAUGAUUAAAUGCUAUCAUAAAAGUGACAUCACAUCGGAGCGUGAAGUUAUUUUCCGGCUGCAGUUCCACACGGGAGCAGUGCAGGGUUACAACCUGAUGUUUGAAAAGGAGGACAUGGAGGCUGCCAACAAAGAUCCAAGAUUCCCAGACUACGGUAAAGUGGAGCUCGUGUUCUCAGAGGGACCCGAGAAGAUCCCAGGGGCUGAGAGGUGGCAGAACGGACCAGAUGUUGUUGUGGACUACAACACAGCGGAUCCUCUAACCCGCUGGGACUCGUACCAGAACAUCUGUGAUGGCGAAGCGCCGCACUAUCAAGGCCUAACUCAGGACAAAGCAGCAAACAAGAGGAGCCUGGGCGGAGGAGGAGAGGCCACGUUGGGGCGCGGGGCCCGCACCACCUCCGCCACCUCCAGCCCCGACCACAGCGACCACACGCUGUCCGUCAGCAGCGACUCGGGCCUGUCCAGCACCUCUCUGUGGACGGACAAACCCGCGCCCGUCACCUCCAACAACGCCGUCAGGGUGAACCCGGGACCCAGCCAGCAGGAAAAGGUCCAGCUGAAGCGGCUCCUCAGUGGAUUUGGUCUCGAGGACCCGUCGCUGGAAGAGAUGGACGACCGAGGCCCUCGAGGGGGCGUGCAGCAGACGGGUCCUGCACAACUGCACGUGAACGGAGACGCCCGACCUCGCGAGAGGGAAACGGACAUCCUCGACGAUGAAGUCAUCACAGGUCAUGAUCUCCACAGCGUGGACAGCCUGGGAACCUUGUCGUCCUCGUGCCACAAGAGCAGUCAGAACUCCCUGCUGUCGGACGGCUUCGGGAGUCCCGGGGGAGAGGAACACCCGGGUCAGAGUCACCACCUCCUGCAUCAGACUGCUCCUUCUCACGUGGAGGAGUACGAAAGGUCCUACGCAGACGCUAGACGGGCCUGCCUGAGCUCCAGGAGUAACUCGGUGGCGUCCUCCAAUCCGGGCAGCGCUCCCGCUCUCAAGCAGCACGUGUACAGACAGGGAAGCUACUCCACGCAGUCCUGGGUCCGGCAGCAGCAGAUGGUCGCUGCCCAGCAGUUCAUCUACAUGCCGGAAGAUCGGAGCGACGCAGAGAGGUUCUCCGGGGGCAAAGCGGUGAGCGCUGCGCCCAAAGAAGGCCUGCCUCCUCAACGACAAGACCCCGUCAGGGACGCUAUCAGAAGCGCCGCCGCGCCUCAAAAAGACCAAGCGAUGACGAACAAUAACAACAACAUCAAACGGGACGAGGAGUUCAAAUCUCUCACGAAGGAUAUUGACAACUCCAUUGAUCAGCUCAACCAGCUCAUCAUGGACCUGGAUCCCACGUUCAUGCCGGCGUUGAGCCGCAGCCGCAGCACGUCCGUUAAAAAGAACGGCGGGACGCACCCCAACGGCUCCUUCAGCGAGUGUUCAAACGGCAUCGAUCUCAGAUUCAACGAUAGUAACGCAGCAACGCUGAAAAGCAAGCAGAAGACAGCUGUCGAGUCCAGUGAUGGGCGAGCGGGUGUAACGCGGACUCCAAGUUUCCAAGGAAGGGAUUUAAUGGAUCACACAGGCUUAUGUAACUCAAGGUGGGGGGAGACGGAGGAGUACCGGGGCCCGAGGACGUUUCCCCAGCGUGUCCCGCAGUCCCAGAACCACAUAUUCUACAGAAGUGACGUUGCAGAUUACAGAGUCCAGGGCCCAGAUGUGGACGGCGGAGUCGAGGCUGCCAGUGAGAUGACUCCACCCACUCCCGCCUUCCCCAUCUCUCCGCCGACGCCUUACGUGAAAAACAUGUCAGAACUGACCGACCUCCGGCAAAUCCCGUCUCCCGGCACGCAGUCGUACGGAGGCUUCGGCACAAGUCACGCGCCCCAGGGAUGUUCUGAUAUCAGUCACGUUGGGAUGGAAACUUUACCGGAGUCCUCCAUGAACUGCCACAGGAUGCUAAGUUCUGCAUGUUCCCAUCAGCAAACUGACAGCUCUUCCGUGAACCAGCCUUGGCCAGAACAUCCCCUCCUGAGCCGGCACUCUUCCCUGAGCAGCUGUGCGUCCACCCGACAGCCCCUGCAGCAUUCCCUGUCCCUGGACUACUGCCACCACUCUCCUCCGCUGCACCACCCCCACGUCCACCCUGCUCCCAACGCCCACAGCUCUCCUCGCAGCAGCCAGCGGAGCCGCAUGGCCUGCUACGCCCUCAGCCGGAGUCCCGCUCAAAGCUUUGACGAGCACGAGGACUCGGGCCAGUGCUACGGCACGGCCUGCCCCAGCAUGGGCAUCGCCAGGGGUCUUUUAACCUCCUUGGAUGGGCAGAACCAGUCACAGACUCCUCCCAUGCAGCCCCCACUUCUGCCGGAAAAGAAGCGGGUGUCGGAUGGAGAGCAUUCACUGGGGACGGCUUCUCCGGCCCUCAGCGGAUUUUCCAGUCCACACAGUGGGAGUUCCUUGAGUAUUCCUUUCCCCAAUGUGCUGCCCGACUUGUCGGCUCAGAUGCCACACGCAACCUCACCUUUGCCAGAUGUGCUAGCUGUCAAGCAAGUUACGGUCAAGUUUGUACAGGACACAUCGAAAUUCUGGUACAAGCCAGAUAUCUCAAGGGAUCAAGCUAUUUCAGUCCUGAAGGACAAGGAGCCGGGCUGCUUCAUCGUGCGGGACAGCCACUCCUUUAAGGGGGCCUACGGUCUGGCUAUGAAGGUGGCGACACCGCCGCCGUCAGUUCUCCAACAGAGCAAAAAAGGGGGAGAUCUGUCCAACGAACUGGUGCGCCACUUCCUAAUUGAGUGCACGCAGAAAGGAGUGCGGCUGAAGGGUUGUCCUAAUGAGCCGUAUUUUGGAAGCUUAACCGCGCUGGUCUGUCAACAUUCAAUCACUCCUUUGGCUUUGCCGUGUAAACUUAUCAUACCUGACAGAGAUCCUCUCGAAGAUGUUGUGGAGAAUACCUCCCAGUCAGUGACAAACUCUGCCGCUGAGCUGCUGAAGCAGGGCGCAGCGUGUAAUGUGUGGUACUUGGGUUCUGUGGAUAUGGAGUCGCUAACAGGCGGCCAGGCAGUGCAGAAAGCCACCAGCAUGACCCUGAGCGUCAACCCUCCGCCGACCUCCACGGUGGUCCACUUCAAAGUUUCCUCUCAGGGAAUCACCCUCACGGACAACCAGAGGAAACUCUUUUUCAGGAGGCAUUACAAUGUUAACACAGUGAUAUUUUGUGCUCUGGACCCAGAUGAAAGAAAGUGGAAGAAAGACGGGCACCCGUUAGCAAAAAUCUUCGGUUUUGUGGCGAGGAAAACUGGCACUUCCAUGGACAACGUAUGCCAUCUGUUUGCUGAGCACGACCCUGAGCAGCCAGCCAGCGCCAUAGUCAACUUUGUAUCCAAGGUGAUGAUUGGCUCGCAAAGGAGCAAGUAAGAAAGAUUGGAUCACCUGGAUAGAGGUUUAAAUGUUGACAAAGACUGGACAAAGGACUACGGAAUAAGGAGCAAAGCUGGUGAUGACAUGGACUUUAACCCUGGAUAAUAACUGGAUGUGGCAGACGGGCUAAUGAUUACCAUCACCAGACUUAUUUUAAAAGGAAACAUAUGAAUGCUUCGCUUUUCUGUAUGAACCCUUAAUUAGCCAGGAAAGGAAAAAAAACAAUAUAUAUAAAUAUGUAUGUACUGUAAUGUCUCAUAGAUAAUUAUUAGUCCAACAUUCAGUACACGAUGGCUGCUUUUCCAGUUCGUGCAUAGCAUUUAAUGGACAAAAACAGAAAGCUCUACGUUGUUGUUUAUUUUCUUAUCUUAUAUUUAACCAAAACAAACUUCAUUCAAGCUAUUAACAAACUGUACAACUGUAGGUAAUCUAGAGGCACAUUUGUGCUGCAGCUGUCCAGUAUUUCAGUACAGAGUUAUAAACAAGGAAAAAGCAAAUAGCAGAUAUGUGUUAUUUGGAUUCUGGAACCAGUGGCAUUGCAAUUAUGACUAUGUUUCCUUUUUUCUUUUUUAAUCUAUGCAAUGUAUAUAUUUUUUUUACACUAUGGUCCUCUAAACAUGUGAAGCAUGUAAGUGGCUUCUUUAAACUCUGUUAGAUUUUUGAACGUGACCACUUUAAAAGCUGUCUCUGAGAUUUUUAUACAAGCAUGAGUGUAUGAGCGUGUGUGUUCACAUCAGAGAAACCGUAGAAAAUGUUUUAAUGAAGCCCUUAUAUAUACAGUAUAUAUAUAUAUAUAUAUAU